Messenger RNA from Orbicella faveolata, 1059 nucleotides. RefSeq lists its product as uncharacterized. Lineage: Eukaryota; Metazoa; Cnidaria; Anthozoa; Scleractinia; Merulinidae. The record is from RefSeq and is a predicted model, not a curated record.
AUGCCAUUUAAGGCACAAAACAGCUCAUCAGGCUCAAAGAGGCCUUCACGUUUUGCAACAUCAGACUGGGGAACAGAUCGAGAUAAAAACGAAAUCCGUAACUUGCCUAUCAGCGAAGAUGACAUAUUGGUCUCUUAUGAUGUCACAGCCCUCUUUACAAACGUUCCUUUAAAUGGGACUAUCAACAUCUUAGUCGAAAAAGAGUUUGCCGAUGAUUGGUUUAACCAAACGUAUGGCCUUAACCUGCAAAAGGAUCAACUUACAAAACUCCUCAAGAUCGCCACUACUAACCAGCUUUUCCAAUUCAAUGGCCAGCUGUAUGAACAAAUCGACGGUGUGGCUAUGGGUUCACCCCUUGGCCCUCUAAUGGCCAAUGUCUUCCUCUGUCAUCUUGAAGACAAGCUUACUCGCGAUGGUGUGAUGCCCACGUUAUACAAGAGAUAUGUUGAUGAUACCUUGGCCAGAAUGUCCAGCACCGAAACUGCAGUUGAUUUUUUCACUACUCUUAAUAGCCACCACCACAGCCUGUCUUUUACGAUGGAGCUUCCUAUUGACAACAAGAUAUCCUAUAUCGGCAUUGAAAUAAUCAAGAAUAGAACAAAGAACGACACACAAGUAUAUAAAAAGCCAGCAAACACUGACUUGUUGCUGCAUUUUCAAAGCCACACAGACAAACGUUAUAAAGAUUAUUUGGUAAAAACAAUGAUCCAUCUUGCAUACGCUCUAGAUCUUUCCUCGACGACUGCAGCCUUCAAUCAAGAAUGUACUAGACUACGUUCUGUCUUUACUCGACUUGAUUAUCCCUUGGAAAUGAUUAAUUCUACCAUUACCAAAACCAUUCAGAGCUUUUCAUAUGGCACGAGAGAGAAAAACAAAGAAGACUGCAGCGUUGUGCGAGUGAGUUUGCCCUUAAAAGAUCAAACAACAGCCAACGCAGUUAAAAGGCAAAUGCGUGAUCUCAGUCACAAGAUUGACACUACAGUACAACCCGCAUUUAUCAGCAGAAAAUUGGAACAAGACCUCAAGCCCAGAGAAAUCAAGCCUCCAAUCGUAAAUUAA